GGGUAGGAACAAACCAGUGUCAAUGGUUAACCCAGACUCUUGGUGUCUGGGGCUUUUCCCCGUUAUUAUUAACUAAAAGAGUAUUCCUGCCAUAGCUCAGCUGAGAGCACACAGCUCACAGACUUCUCACAGGGAGCGUGAACCUAAGGGAUGGGCUGGUGAAAUAUUUAAGUGAUCACCAACAUCCAUUGCACCUACUUCUGAGUCAACGAAGAAAGAAGCUAGAGAAAUACAGCCACCAGGAAAAAUGAGAGAAAUGGCAACAUACAUUUACCGAACUUUUGAGAUCAAAAUGAGUUUGAGUUGGUACAUUCGAGGAGAUCUUAACUGAAAAAAAAUCAAGAACCAUUAACACACCUAGAACGAUUACUGCUACAGAACUCAACUGAAUGCCCUAAAGACACAACAGAGAAUGAGCUAUUACGGCAGCAGCUAUCGAAUUGUAAACGUGGACUCCAAAUACCCAGGCUACCCUCCAGAGCACAUCAUAGCUGAGAAGAGGAGGGCCAGACGGCGUCUCUUGCACAAAGACGGCAACUGCAAUGUGUACUUCAAGCACAUUUUUGGGGAAUGGGGGAGUUACAUGGUGGACAUUUUCACCACUCUGGUGGACACCAAAUGGCGCCACAUGUUUGUGAUCUUUUCUUUGUCUUACAUUCUCUCCUGGUUGAUCUUUGGCUCCGUCUUUUGGCUGAUCGCCUUUCAUCAUGGAGACCUGCUCAAUGACCCAGACGUCACACCUUGUGUCGACAAUGUUCACUCUUUCACGGGGGCGUUUUUAUUCUCCCUGGAGACCCAGACCACCAUAGGGUACGGUUACCGUUGUGUCACCGAGGAGUGCUCGGUGGCAGUGCUCACGGUGAUCCUGCAGUCCAUCUUAAGCUGCAUCAUCAACACCUUUAUCAUUGGAGCUGCCCUGGCCAAAAUGGCAACUGCCCGGAAGAGAGCCCAGACCAUCCGAUUCAGCUAUUUUGCUCUGAUAGGCAUGAGGGAUGGGAAGCUUUGCCUCAUGUGGCGCAUUGGUGAUUUCCGACCAAACCACGUGGUAGAAGGGACAGUGAGAGCCCAGCUUCUCCGCUAUACAGAAGACAGCGAAGGGCGGAUGACAAUGGCAUUUAAAGACCUCAAGUUAGUCAAUGACCAGAUCAUUCUAGUGACCCCAGUAACAAUCGUUCACGAGAUUGACCAUGAGAGUCCCCUGUAUGCCCUCGAUCGCAAAGCAGUGGCCAAAGACAACUUUGAGAUCUUGGUGACCUUUAUCUACACUGGUGAUUCUACUGGGACCUCUCACCAAUCGAGGAGCUCCUAUGUGCCCCGAGAAAUCCUCUGGGGCCACAGGUUUAAUGAUGUCUUGGAGGUGAAGAGGAAGUAUUACAAAGUAAAUUGCUUGCAGUUUGAGGGAAGUGUGGAAGUGUAUGCCCCCUUUUGCAGUGCCAAACAGCUGGACUGGAAAGACCAGCAGCUACACAACAUGGGAAAGUCAUCACCCGUCCGAGAAUCCUGUACCUCAGACACCAGUGUCGGAAGAAGGUCCUUUAGUGCAGUUGCCAUCGUCAGCAGCUGUGAAAACCCGGAGGGGACCACCACCUCUGUCGAGGAGGAGUGUAAGGAAGCUCCUUAUCGGAAAGCUCUCCUGACUCUAAAUCGAGUCUCCAUAGAGUCCCAGAUGUAAUCCCGCACAUAAGUGGGGCUCCUGCUUGAUCUAUCUUCAGCCAAUCACCUAAGGCAAGUAGUUGUAAUCAUGGCUUUAAAAAAUGUUACAGCUGUGUUCUGGUGAUGGUAGUAAGUAGAGUAGGUUAAACUCAUAAAAAAAUAAUAUAUACAUUCCAUAGCUUUAUGUCAUCAAAAUUUAUUUUUUUUUUGCUAGCAAUUUGGUUUAGAAAUCUAUUAUGAAGACUAGAGGAGUAAGUUUCGUCUCCUCUCAUUAUCUCAUUUACUUGUACCUUCAAUUGGAGGAACAAUUUUCAGUAAUGGGGAAUAAAGGCAAGGUGCUAAAAUCAGGAAAGACUGGAAGACAGGAAAACUAGAACGAGUACGUUUUUUAAUCUAUAGAAAAUGAUAACUGGAGAGUGCUUUCUUGUAAAAAGCAUCCUGUCGUCUAACCAAGACACAUAAGCCAUGCCUUGAGUACCGUCAUAUUGAGAUACAUAAAUGUGAAAUCAUUGGCCAGACAGAGUCAUCGAAUCUGCCUCUCACGGUGUCUCAGUAUCAGCAGGCAGAGACAGGGGCUGUAAAAAAACUGGACAGUGCACCAAUUCUGGGACUUUUCCCACUGCCGCUUGCCUGGGUAACUAAUGAGCACUGGAGCUAAGUAACCCUGUGGCAGAAGAAACAUUGACAUUGUCAUUUAGAGCGGUAUCACUCUCUCAAAGACAGUUGUGGACAUCCUCAGACCCUUUGAGAGAGAACUUGGCCUCUGACCUGAAAGCCUGCAGUAUGGGCUGCUAUGCAAGGAAUAGAAGCCUCCCUCCCCACCACUCCCUGCUCCUUGGAGCAGGUGCGGAGAGAAGGAUGUAUUCAUUUGUGCCCAGAAACAUCUUGGUCACCUUAUAAGACAUAAAUGCCUCUAGUUCGAAAUUGAAAAUAAAAUCUUUUGUUGAACUUGGAGCAAGCAUUCAUAUGGAUGAUUUUGUGAAAUAUAAUACAAACAAGGCAAUUUUAAUAUAUAUUAAAUGAAGAAUCUAAAUGUUAGGGGACUAGUUACAUUUUAGAACAUGCGAUAAAUUUCUAUACUCUGUUUCUAGGUUAAUAGCUAUCAAAUUAUGAUUACUUUAGGCAUAAAUUCAAUCACCUUUGAGGGAAGAAUCAAUUUCAGAAUUAUCAAUUGAGGCAUAAUUAGCUACAUUUGAAAUUAUUUGUGUGUGUGUGUGUGUGUGUGUGUUUUCUGUUGUUACUGCUCUGGCAAUAAGUGUAUGUUACAGAUUUUAUUUGUUUAUUUUAUUUAAAUAUACAUCUCUAUAGACAUACACACAGUUUCUGUUUUCUUUCUGGAAAAUCAAUCUCUCUCUCUCUGUCCCCACAUUUUUCUUUCUUUCUCUCUUCCCUUCCUGCCUGGCUUCUCUCCUUCAUUGCUUCUUUCCCCUCUUUCUACUGCCCAGAAGCAAGUUACUUUUUAAAUGAACACAUGAAAAAUCUGUCAUUCCCGUUGACUUGUGAAAUAAAAAAUUUGCUUAGGUCAUAAGUUGCAAAACUCUCCUGGACCUUAACAGAGAUCUAAGUGAUGUACAUUUUGCACAUUUUUUUCUGUCUUGCUUCAGGAAUGCAAAUUCCAUUUUUUUUAAAAUCACACACACUCACACAUGGAAAAUUUGGAUUUGAUAGCAGCAAUUAUUUGACAAAAUUAGAGUAUUACAAUCUCCAAGGUAGAAAAAGAAUAAUCAGGACAAUAAUCAGAAAGCACUCCUCACUUUUUUUUUUUUUUAGUUUACUUUCCCCAGGUCUAGAUUUCUUUCCCCAUUUUGCUUCUGGAUGAUGUUUGCCUGGAUAAUAUCAGAUCAGGGGUAUUGACAUUCAGUUAAAUACAUUCUUUUGUGCUGUGUGCCUCUACAACCAAAUGCUCAAAUGGAAGAGAAUGUAAAAUCUGCAGUGAUGUGCGAGAAUUGUCUCUAAUUUUCUGUGUUGAUUUCUAACACACUUGGAAACUCCCCAAUGUUAAUAAUAAAGAUCUUAAAAUAAAAAUAAUGCUAAAUGAA
Molecule: messenger RNA, 3692 nt
Organism: Marmota monax (woodchuck)
Lineage: Eukaryota; Metazoa; Chordata; Mammalia; Rodentia; Sciuridae
Gene: Kcnj16
Product: potassium inwardly rectifying channel subfamily J member 16
Exons: 3
Coding region: 413-1672 (419 amino acids)
Biological process (GO): potassium ion import across plasma membrane; regulation of monoatomic ion transmembrane transport
Cellular component (GO): plasma membrane
Molecular function (GO): inward rectifier potassium channel activity
Source: RefSeq, a predicted model, not a curated record